GUAUAAAGUGUACGACGAAGCAUAAGAGCAAUUGUUUAUUCAACAAACUGCAAGUUGUUAAACAAGUGGAGUAUGUUAAUAUUAAGAACAGAAAAUUGUUGUUAACGAUCAGGGCAAACAGAAAAAAAGGACGAGAAGUAGAAGCAAAAGAAAGGAACGAGUAAAAAAAGAAAAUAAUAUACAGGAGUAAUAUACAAGUUACAUAAGAAAUAUGGAAAAGGCAGUAGAAAGAAAUUUAAAAAUAGGCAUCUCACGUAAUCGGCCUGGGUUUUGGCUCCUGAGCUCGUUGGUAGUUCUGAGCUUGAGUUUGUGCGCAGUUUCCUGGUUGACGGAAGUGUUCAGUGAUGCAAUAGUGUCUAGACUUCAACUGCGUAACGGUAGUUUGAGCUUUGCUUGGUGGCAACAUCCAACUGUACGUGCUGUGUAUCGGAUUCAUGUGUUCAAUUACACAAAUGUAGAGGAUUUUGAGGCUGGUCGGGCAGCAAAAUUGCAUGUACAUGAAAUCGGACCAUAUGUAUACCGCGAAACUGUUGCACGUAUAAAGCCAAAAAUUGCCGACAAUUUACAUGAAAUAAGUUACCAGGAGAUGCGUAGUUAUCAAUGGGAGGGUGGUAGUCCUGAUGAUGAGCAACUAACAGUACCAAAUGUGCCCCUCUUCACAGCCAUAGCCUUUGCACGGGACAUGAGUUUUAUCGCCCAACUUUCACUUACCGCCGUACUUUCUACUAUACGCUCUAAGCCUUUCCUCAAAUUACCCGUUCACAGUUAUCUUUGGGGCUAUGAUGAUGAGCUUUUUCGAUUAGCUAAGCCCCUUAUAUCCUGGCAACAGAAUAUUCCGUACGACAACUUUGGCAUUCUAGCUUUUAAAGCUGGUGUAUCAAAGGAUCGGCUGACGAUUAGUUCUGGUUUAGAUGAUAUAAGAAAUCUUGGAAAUACAAUAUAUUUCAAUGGAAGAAGUAAUCGAAAUAUUUGGCAUGACCAAAAAUGCGAUAAGGUUGAAGGUUCUGAUGGUAGUAUGUUUCCUCCUUCGCUAAUCAGAGAUCAUACUUACAAUAUUAAAUUUUAUGCAAAAGAAAUGUGUAGAUCAAUUCCUCUUCAAUAUUAUGGCAAGAGUUAUGCUAAAGGAAUACCUUCUCUUCGGUAUAAGUUAUCCGGUGACGUUUUCACUGCUAAUUCAUCGCAUAACUCUUGCUACUGCCACAAAAGAUUCAAUGAUACUGGAGGAAAAAAUUUAAUUUGCUCACCCAAAGGGAUUUUUAAUACUUCAGUCUGUAAUUUCGGAGCCCCAAUUCUUUCUUCGCUGCCUCAUUUUUAUUUAGCGGACGAGUCUCUUCUGGAUAAUAUUGAUGGACUCAAACCAAAAGAAAAACUCCACGAAACUUAUGUCGAUAUUCAUCCUCGAUUGGCAGUGCCGAUAGGUGGCUGGUCAAGGGUUCAGAUAAAUAUGGAAGUCCGGAAAGCUGAUGCAGUACCUUUUCUAGGUCGGUUGAAAGAUGGUGCGAUUUUACCAGUUCUUUGGAUAGAAGUUGGAAUCGACGAAAUUCCUGACUCAGUGAUGAAUAUCCUAUACCAUUCGUAUUACACAGCCAAUACUAUUGAAGCUUGCCUUCAGUGGGGAAGUUUACUCAGCUUAUUUUCAUCAGUUUUUCUGUUUACGUAUAUGCAUUUUAAAAAUCGAUACAUUAAUCAACCAAAUCUACUCUUCUAAUAUAUUUUUAUUCUGGUAUCUGAGAUUUCUUUUUCUACAUCGCUGUUUUGAAUAUAUUUCACUGUUGUGUACGGUAAAAAAUAUUAGUUUUCAAAUAUUCGAAAAUCAACUCAUGGAAUUUAAAAUACAAAUAAAUACAUACAGUUGUUAUAUAUAGUGUGUCAAACAGAGAAAAUAAAUUUUACAAACUUGUGGUGAUUAUUUGAAUUAUUACAUUUGAACUUCGAACAGUUCAACAAAAACGUUUGCAUAGCAACGCUUAAUUAUUCGAAUAACUAUUUUUUACUUUCAGUCUGUCAACGGCUUUCAUUAUUAAUAGUCAUACAA
Molecule: messenger RNA, 2035 nt
Organism: Phymastichus coffea
Lineage: Eukaryota; Metazoa; Arthropoda; Insecta; Hymenoptera; Eulophidae
Product: lysosome membrane protein 2-like
Exons: 4
Coding region: 212-1708 (498 amino acids)
Cellular component (GO): membrane; cytoplasm
Molecular function (GO): scavenger receptor activity
Source: RefSeq, a predicted model, not a curated record